AUAGUUUUUAUUGGUGACAAAACAUUUCCAACCUUCACCAACCCAUUACCAAUAAUACUAUACCAACCACAAUUCUUUACUAUUCAUUCUCACCAACUACCCACCUUUUUUUUUGUUGCUCUUUAUUCAAAUACUCUCAAUUUUUUUGUGAGCACUGAAUAACAAGUAACAAUGGGUGGAGACAAUACCAAGAAGGUCUUCACUUUGGCUGAUGUUUCUCAUCACAACACUGCCAAAGACUGUUGGCUUGUCAUUCAUAAUAAGGUUUAUGAUGUGACAAAGUUCUUAGAGGACCACCCUGGUGGUGAUGAAGUCCUAAUAUCUUCGACAGGGAAAGAUGCGUCCAAUGAUUUUGACGAUAUCGGUCACAGCACAAGUGCGGUAGCAAUGAUGGACGAGUUUUACGUUGGAGAUAUUGAUUCAUCAACCAUCCCUUCUAAGGUUGACUACACUCCUCCAAAACAACCUCACUAUAAUCAAGACAAGACGUCCGAGUUCAUCAUCAGGAUCCUCCAAUUUCUAGUUCCUGUGCUUAUCUUGGGUUUGGCAGUUGGUAUUCGUUUCUACACCAAAUCGACAUAAGCAUUUAAACAACAAAAAACACUUAAAUUUUUAGCCACAUUUGCAAUAAUAUGUUAUUUUUGACUGUUGAAAGACAAGCCUGUUUUGUUUUCAAGUGCCCCAAUUAUGAGGUUUGCUAGGGUAUACAAUGUGAAUCUGUGAUAUUUGUUAUUGUUUGCCUUUUACUUGUAAUUUGCUGUUAAAUCUAAUACUGUCUUUCUCUGUCA
This is a messenger RNA of Trifolium pratense (red clover), 788 nucleotides long. RefSeq names its product cytochrome b5-like. The transcript has 4 exons. Lineage: Eukaryota; Viridiplantae; Streptophyta; Magnoliopsida; Fabales; Fabaceae. Bases 172 to 582 code for a protein of 136 amino acids. Gene Ontology annotation, cellular component: endoplasmic reticulum; membrane. The record is from RefSeq and is a predicted model, not a curated record. Gene Ontology annotation, molecular function: heme binding.